Aplosporella prunicola CBS 121167 is the source of this 612-nucleotide messenger RNA. RefSeq lists its product as uncharacterized. NCBI's taxonomy places the organism in Eukaryota, Fungi, Ascomycota, Dothideomycetes, Botryosphaeriales, Aplosporellaceae. The record is from RefSeq and is a predicted model, not a curated record. The transcript is spliced from 3 exons. The coding region runs from base 79 to 462 and encodes 127 amino acids.
UUGACAAUCAUACAUCCACUACUCGCUUCUUGGGCUCCAGCGUGGCGAAUCCAUGAAACAGAGUCUCGAGUACGUGUCAUGGCUUUCCUGCUCUGGUUUUCUCACAUCACAAUCACGCAUACCCUCCACAUCAAAAUGCGUCUCUCGCACCUCGUCCUCGCGACCGUUGUUGUUGCGGCUAGCCCAGCCGUCGCCCGCCCUCCCUGGGAUGAGAGAGGCCCAGAUCUCAACAGACUCCAUUGGUGCGUUAGGUACUGCAUGGAUGAUACUGCAGAGACGUAUAGGAUCAGGACUAAGUCACGGAAUCAAUUCUGCUGGAAGGAUACCGAGAGAGUUCGCACCUGGAUGUACAACGAACUCGGCCAUUGUAUUGAGAAAGAGUGCCCAGCCAAAGCCGACCUAAAAGAAGCCAAAAAAUCGAUCUGGAAGUUUAUUUGGGACUACGGCGGACAAACAAUUUGAGUUAUGGGACGAUAUAGGAAACAUUAAUCGGCGGGCAAGUUCCCUGGAGAGAGAGCUGUAGCCAUCAUGUGCAAUUUCCGGCGCCUUCCAAUGUAUUAAUAAAAUCUCUUAGAACUCUAUUCGUUAAGUCUUAGUAUUGAUGAUCAAACA